AUGCGCCUUCUCUGGAACCAAAUUCCCAUUUGCAUGCUCCCGGAACCGCCGACACCCGACCGGCAAGACGCGUCGGCGGCGGCGGCGGCUGCGUGGAUCUACGCGAUCCUCGGACUCACCUCGGCGUGCGUGGUCUUGAUACUUGUCAUUCUCGUCUACCGCGCCAGGCACCGGCGCCACAAUGCGCUCGCCGAGCACGAAGCGACGUACGGAAAGCUCUCGGACACGGCCUUCCUAGUAAAAGACCUGCGCAUCGAUCCUGCUCUGCGGCGCUGCCGCAUUCCAGCGAGCUGCCUCACGCGCGGCGCGCUCGUGGCCAAGGGCGGCUUUGGCGUCGUGCACGUUGCGACGCUCAACCGCGGCCCCGAGUUUGUGGACCACACGGUCGCGCUCAAGAGUCUCCGGCCCGAGCGCGUGCACGAGCUCCGCGCCGUCCAAGCCUUUGUCGAGGAGAUCCGACUGGGCGCCUCUCUGCGCCACGACAACAUUGUCGGGUUCAUCGGUAUCACGUUUACGUCCGCGCAAAGUCCCAGCGCCGUGCUCGAGUACAUGGCGCGCGGCGACCUCUGGAGCGUCCUGAGCACCGAAAAGCGUUUUGUGUGGGCGACGGCCGACGACGCACCUGCUGCUGCGGGGAUUCGGAGCAAGGAGGCGGUUUGCUGCGACGUCGCCCGAGGCUUGGCCUACUUGCACAGCGAGGUGACGCCCGCCGUGAUCCACCGCGACCUCAAGUCCAAGAACGUGUUGCUCAACGAUGCGUAUGUCGCCAAGCUCGGCGAUUUCGGCACGAGCCGCGAGUUUGGACCGGACGACCAUGUGCUCACGGCCGAGGUUGGCACCGUGCCGUGGAUCGCACCCGAGGUGCUCAAGGGCACGCGCUACAGUGAAAAAGCCGACAUUUACUCGUUCGGCGUCCUCCUCUCGGAGCUCGACACGCGCCAAGUGCCGUACUUCAACCAGAUCGUGACGCUGCCCGUCGGUGGCGUCAACGUUACCCUCACCAAAGCCCGCAUUGCGAUGCUUGUUGCGGCCAACGAGCUCCGGCCAGCGUUCUCGCGAUCGUGUCCGCCUGCGAUCCUUGCCAUCGCGUCGCGCUGCCUCGCGCACGAGCCCGACGAGCGCCCGACCGCACAGAGGGACGUCUAUAAUAUCGUGUAA
This is a messenger RNA of Saprolegnia parasitica CBS 223.65, 1158 nucleotides long. Its product is annotated as TKL protein kinase. Gene Ontology annotation, biological process: protein phosphorylation. The transcript has 2 exons. NCBI's taxonomy places the organism in Eukaryota, Oomycota, Saprolegniomycetes, Saprolegniales, Saprolegniaceae. Bases 1 to 1158 code for a protein of 385 amino acids. Gene Ontology annotation, molecular function: protein kinase activity; ATP binding. The record is from RefSeq and is a predicted model, not a curated record.